This is a messenger RNA of Paramecium tetraurelia, 885 nucleotides long. RefSeq lists its product as uncharacterized. NCBI's taxonomy places the organism in Eukaryota, Ciliophora, Oligohymenophorea, Peniculida, Parameciidae. The record is from RefSeq and is a predicted model, not a curated record. The transcript has 3 exons.
AUGGAAUUGAUUUAAGAAAUUACAUUACUAAAAGAAUCCUUCUUGGAAUUUAUUACCAAAGUAACUCCUGUGUUUACAGAACCCAUAUUGGAAUAAUUCAACUCUAAAUGGAAUCCUUUGAAAAAGCUAUUAAGUGAUCCUUCUAAAAGUGCAAGUGAUGUUUUCAUUUUGGUUUCCUCGAUGUCUUCAUUAAAAAGAAGCAACACUUCUUCUACCUCUGCUACUUCACCAAAUUCUGAUUGCAGUAUUUAGAAAACACAAACAACCGACAAUUCAGUAAAGAAAAGCAAUGAACUUCCAGAGUAGAAGGAGAUAACAAAAGUGAAAGAGUAAGCCAAUCCUUUGUUGUAUAAAGAACUCAAAAUAGAAAUAAAUAAGAACUUUUUUCUCAACACGCCGAGAUCAAGACCUACUUCAUAAUAGGAUAUAGGGAGUAAUGGAGAAAAAUUGUAUGAGGAGGACAUUAAAGCCAAAAUAUUGAGAGAUGACAUUAAAUUCUUAAAUCAAUUGAGGGUAGUCACUCCCGAAAAGAAGAUUAGUGUUACUAUUAGAUGCAAUCUCGGAUUGAAAUUGUCAGAAGCUAUUAGCCAAUUCAGAAAAGAUAACUUCACUUUGAAAACUGUUCAUGAAAGGAGCUGCGAAGUAACAACCCCACAAAGUCCAAAAAAGGAUCGUUCAGAAUCUCCACUUUUACUGGUCUAAAGACCAAAGAAUUAAUAUUUCUAAUAACCAGUUUUUAUACAGCAGUAAUAGGCUGGAGCUUUGAAAGGAUAUAGUAUCUACUCAAAAAAAGGAUACAUACAACCAAUACAAUUUGAUGUGCAAUUUUAGAUGAUGAUGUAACAGUACUAGAAUAAUAUGAUCUAUAAGAAACUAUAUUUUUGA